Messenger RNA from Puccinia triticina, 1284 nucleotides. RefSeq lists its product as uncharacterized. Lineage: Eukaryota; Fungi; Basidiomycota; Pucciniomycetes; Pucciniales; Pucciniaceae. The transcript has 13 exons. The record is from RefSeq and is a predicted model, not a curated record. Bases 1 to 1284 code for a protein of 427 amino acids.
AUGACGCGAGAAGGAAAACUGUUAAGCUUUAUCACAAGACUGCCUCCAACCGUCAACCCAUAUGUUGCGACAGCCAACAAGCUGGAGGAGAUGAUACAUUCUCCCCAGAGUCCGCUAUGGUCACGCCGCUUGAGAGUUGUUGUCUUGGUGCUAUAUUGCAUCAUUUUCACCCAAGCUCUGUAUCUCUUAUACCAACGGUCUAGAAUUCACCAGUCCGUAAAACCGAAGUAUAACAGAGUGGGACUUUUCAUUAUCAACAUAUCCGACACUUCAGCACUGGCAUAUUUCUUCUAUGCGCCAUUGACAAUAUACGUCGUCGCGGUGAACAUUGCGAGAGAUAGAGGGUACACGAUCGACGAACCCACAAUGAUAUGUGUCUUUGGCCACAAAUUUAUUGCGAUUGUUCUAGGGUCUUGGGGUACGCACACUCAAUGCGCUCAGAUAUUUUGGAAUUCGGAUAUGGCUUCCAACAUGGACAGAGAGAAGUUGAAAACCGCAAUCCAGUGGGGCGUGACCAGUUUCUUUGUGAUAUGCGCAUUCGGACCAAUCCCUUUUCUAUCUUACCUAUACAUCCGAGCCUACCGAGAAUUGCACGAAAUUGGAACGAUUAUCCAUGGAGUCGCAUCGAGUCUACGAGGGGAGAGUGGGACUUACGAUCCUGCCACUUUCAACGUUUUGAACCUUUUGACCCUCCUAAUACCAGCAAGGAGAGCGUCGUAUCUUCAACAUCAACUUGAGAUAACUAUCACAACCUCCACUAGCAUCUAUUGCGUUAUCAUCCUUUUACUUAUUUUCAUCUACAUACCACUGCUCACAAUAUCGUUCAGAUCUUUGUACAACCAAUCAGUAUCUCAAUCCAAGAUUGACGCAGUAGUGGGCUCGUCUGGGGUACGCACGCCAUCUCGCAUUGGUAGGAAAAUUCACCGCGAACGGCAGAGGUUGGUCUAUCACGCGCUCUGCGUGUUUUUCAGUACCGCGGUGCACUUACCACCGACAGUAUGGAAGGUUUUCAACAGCAAAGGCGACUUCCUGCACGAUGUUACAUUCAAAGAAGUAAUUCACCAAGGUAUGGUGGCACCAUUGGCGUUCUCUGGGAAUUUGAAGAUGAGAAUGGCACAGCUACAACCAACGAUCGGCUCGAGUGAAGGAUCAGGCACUCCGGCCAGAAAAACAGGCAUUAGGUCGUUAUUCCUCACUCAGCCCGACGAUGAAGAAGUCUCGCUUGAAAAUGCGGUGGACUCUACGGACGCCGGUAGUCAACUGGGUUUGUUCAAUCGUGACUAA